AUGUCUUUUAUUCAAAUUAAUAAACAACGAGAUAGAGGUCAAUAUCAACAAGAUCAAAAGUUACAAGAGUUACAAGAGUUACAAGAAUCACAACAACAACAACUAGAACUGUCAAGUGCCACAACUCAUCACCGAAAAUGUUCAUUAGCGAUUGAAUCUCCAACAGAAGAAAAUUUUAAUAAUCCAUUAAAUGCGUUUUUAAUAUAUAAUAAUAAACAAGAAGCUCAAAUUUCAGAGUCAGAUCCAAAUUUUGAGAAAGCAACCAGUUUUAUAAAUAAUAAUGAUAGUAAUGAUAAUGAAAUUAACGAUGUUGAGACUAAUGAGAAAAAAAUAAAAUCAAAUUCAAUGCCUAAUAUUCAUAAUUUUUUUGACAAUAAUAAUAAUAAUAAUAAUAAUAAUAAUAAUAAUAAUAAUAAUAAUAAUAAUUAUAAUUAUAAUUAUCACCAAUUUGGAGAUCGUCGAAUAUCAAUUUGUGAUUUAGAUAAUUUUAAUGAUGAGAUCAAAUAUGUUAAGCAAGGUCAGCAAUAUCAUUUACCAAUGAAAAAAUUCAAAUCAAGUAAUGAUUUACCAAGAAAUGCAAGAAGAGAUUUUUUGAAAUUUGACGAAUUUAAUUUCAAGAAUCAUCAUAGAAGAAAUUCAAUAGCUUUGAAAUUUGAAGAACCAAAAUGUAUGUAA
This is a messenger RNA of Insectozyma verbasci, 675 nucleotides long. NCBI's taxonomy places the organism in Eukaryota, Fungi, Ascomycota, Pichiomycetes, Serinales, Debaryomycetaceae. The record is from the annotation of a GenBank genome assembly.